Messenger RNA from Penicillium malachiteum, 1497 nucleotides. RefSeq names its product arylsulfotransferase family protein. The coding region runs from base 1 to 1497 and encodes 498 amino acids. Lineage: Eukaryota; Fungi; Ascomycota; Eurotiomycetes; Eurotiales; Aspergillaceae. The record is from RefSeq and is a predicted model, not a curated record. The transcript has 2 exons.
AUGCGGAGUUCUCUCCUCUCUGCUUGCGGAGCCCUGUUCCUCUCUGCAGGUGCUCUUGCUACCGAUGCGACCUGGACAAACUACACCUAUAAGACCGGUCCCUGGCAACCUCCUCAGCUGGUUGUGAACAAGACCGGUGCCUACGAUCCAAGUUUAAUUUUUAUUCCUGUCCGUAACUCCAACACUGCCGGCACUGCAGUCACUAUCUAUGGCAAUGAUGGCAAACUCGUAUAUCAGGGUCCCGAGGAAAUCACUAUGGACUUCAAGAUGCAGCAACUCUUCGGCAAGAAUGUCAUCACAUUCUGGUCUGGCACUCCUCAGAUUGCCGGUGGAUAUGGAUACGGCAAAGUCCACAUCCUUGACGAUACAUACAAGGAGAUCUACACCAUCACCCUCGAUGAGGGCUUCUUGACCGCUGAUGGCGACGCCUAUGAUUCUUACAUCGAUGUUCACGAGCACAUCAUCACCCCACGCAAUACUAUCAUCGUCUCUGCCAUCAACGUGACUCAGCACGAUCUCAGCUCUGCCGGCGGUCCAACUGACGGCUGGAUGACCGUCAGCCAGUUCUACGAGAUUGAUAUCCCUACCAACAAGGUUGUCUACAAGUGGGAUGCUCUGGAGCACCAGGAGGCUAUUCCUCUAUCGAGCUCCAAGUACUCUCCUCCCUCCGGUAACUCUCGCAAGACUCCCUGGGAUUGUUACCACAUGAACUCCGUUGAGACUACCAACGAUGGUUUCCUGGUGUCUUUGCGAUUUUUCUGGUCCGCUUACUACCUUAACCAAGACGGCACUGUCCGCUGGCAAUUCUCCGGCGCCGACGAUGAGGGUGACUUUUUCGGCGAAGAUAACCGUUUCUCCUGGCAACACCAUGCUCGCAUUUACAACGAGACCGACGAGUCGCUCGUCCUAAGUCUGUUCAACAACGCCAACGGUCAACAAGAAUCUCAGAGUGUCACUACCGGCAUGUCCUGGGACGUCGACCUGGCCUUCAUGACCAGUACCAUGCUGCACAACCUGACCGAUCCUAACGACCCGAUCAAGACUCAAACCCAAGGCAGCGUCCAGUUCCUCGGCGCAGCUGCCCCUACAAGUAACAUGUUUAUGGGCUAUGGAUCCGUCCCCAUGGUUAAGGAAUACGAUGGUGCUGGCAAUGUUGUCUUUACCGGCCAAUUCGCCCCUCUUGGCAAAGGAGAGUCAUACCGUGCUUUCAAGUUCCCCUGGACUGCUACCCCCAUGUGGAGCCCCGUCGCUGUUGCCGAGACAUCUGACAGCUCUACUACUGUCUACAUGAGCUGGAACGGUGCUACAGAGUACGAUAACUGGGCUAUUUACUCUGUUCCGUCGGCUAACUCCAAUGCGACAACCCUGCUUACCACUGUUGAGCGCGAUGGCUUUGAGACUCAUGUCACCCUGCAGUCAUUGAGUGCCACCUACUUGAAGGUUGCUGCUCGCAAGGGAAGCAAGACUAUGCGCUUCUCCGAUACUAUCAGUGUUUAA